UCACAUCCCAUGUUCUUCCCCUCCCAGGUGUCUCCUCGGCCGUGCUGGAGGUGCACGUGGGGACGGGCUCGGUGUUCUCCGUGGAGGGGCAGCAGGCGGUGCUGCCCGCCUGGUACACCAGCCAUUCCCAGAGGAAACCCUACGUCACCUGGCUGCUGGAUAAGGAACAUGCUGACCCCUUCCAGAUCCUGACCUACCUGGAUGGGGUGGUGAAGGUGGAAGAGACGGAGCUGAAGCCCCGCGUGGGGUUCCUGUACCCUGUCCUCAGCCACAACAUCUCUGUGUUCAUCAACGCCACCCGGGAGCGCGACUCGGGCCAGUACAUGUGCACGGUCAACGUGGUAGACGAGGCCUCCAGCAUGGGCAAGAACAUCGGCGUCAUCAACCUCACCGUGCUGGUGCCACCGGCCACCCCGUCCUGCCAACUGCACGGUGACCCCAUGGUGGGAGCCAACGUGACGCUGAGCUGCAGCUCCAGGAAGGGGAAGCCCUCGCCCGUGUACCAGUGGCAGCGCACGGCGCCCACCCUGCAGGUCUUCUUCCCCCCGGCACAGGACUGGCACAGGGGCACCCUCAAGCUGACCAACCUCUCCCUGGACAUGUCGGGGCUCUACGUCUGCGUGGCCGAAAACCAAGCGGGUUCGGCCGAGUGCAGCAUCGUCCUGGAGGUGCACUCAA
Messenger RNA from Nestor notabilis (Kea), 678 nucleotides. Its product is annotated as endothelial cell-selective adhesion molecule-like. Gene Ontology annotation, molecular function: cell-cell adhesion mediator activity. The record is from RefSeq and is a predicted model, not a curated record. Gene Ontology annotation, biological process: homophilic cell-cell adhesion. Gene Ontology annotation, cellular component: plasma membrane; adherens junction. The transcript is spliced from 4 exons. The annotation marks the transcript as partial. NCBI's taxonomy places the organism in Eukaryota, Metazoa, Chordata, Aves, Psittaciformes, Psittacidae.